AUGGCGAAAACCACGUACCAGAACCCCAUAGUGCCGGGAUUUGCCCCUGAUCCGUCUGUGCUGUUCGUGGAUGGCGUUUUCUACCUCUGCACCUCGUCCUUCCACAUCUUCCCGGGCCUGCCCAUCUAUGCUUCUCGGGACCUCAAGGAAUGGACACAUAUUGGCAAUGCCUUCAAUAGGAUCGAGCAGAUGAGCCUGAAGGAUGCGACGACGAACAAGUCCACGCUGGAUACUGGCAAGAUUAUUGUCGCCUCGGGUGGCCUGUUCGCUCCCUCGAUCCGAUACCACAACGGAACAUUCUAUAUCAUCUGCACAAAUGCUGCUAUUACGACCGACAGUUUUAGGACAGACAACUUCAUUGUGACAUCUACCGAUCCUCUCAAGGGCGAAUGGAGCGACCCUAUCUAUAUCCCAUUUAUGGGCAUCGACCCUGACCUAUUUUUCGACGACGACGGAAAGGUCUACUUUCAGGGAGCCCACUACUUCCAGAAGACACAGCCCACCUCUGUUAUUCAGCAGUUUGAGCUAGAUAUCAAGACUGGCAAGCAUCUCUCCGAGACCAAGACCAUCUGGGGUGGACAUGCCAAGUACGAUACGGAAGCGCCGCAUAUUUACAAGCGCGGCAAGACGUACUACCUCAUGGUGGCAGAAGGCGGCACUUUUGAGCACCAUAUGCUGUGCAUUGGACGCUCCGACAAUAUCUGGGGCCCCUACGAAGACAACAAGCAGAACCCGAUCCUAACGGCUGACGGCACUGAGGAGUACAUCCAGAAUACUGGGCACGGCGAUAUCUUCCAGGAUGGUGAUGACAACUGGUGGGCAGCUGGUCUUGCGGUGCGCAACGAGAAUGCCGAUAGCAAGGACGCCUUCCUGGCUCCCCUGGGACGUGAGAGCUUUCUAUCGCCGGUUGAGUGGCCCGAGGAUGGAUGGCCCAAGGUGCAGCGAUUCAAGAUGGAAUUUUCCGCCACAUCGAUUAACCCUACCGGCGGUGCUCCGUUUACCGCACCUCCACGGGUUGAAGACUGCUACAUAAGGACUCCUGACCUGAGCAAGUACCAAAUUUCCGAGCAAGAUGGUGGGGAAAUCGGCCUGUUCCCGAGCACCACGAACCUCGAUGCGCCUAACGGCACCAGCACCUUCAUUGGCCAGCGACAGCGGUCGCUGACUUCCGUUGCCACCGCAAUUGUCGAUAUUUCAAGCGUACAGGGCGGUGCCGAGGCAGGCCUGACCAUGUACAAAGACCAUCUGCGGCAUGUGUCGUUGGUCUACGCGGCGGACAGCGGCAGAGUGUCCUGCCGCUUGAGAUCUGUCGAGGAUCUGGAGACAGUGGGAGGGGAGCUUGCCGUUGAGGGAUCCAAGUCGGUCGAGCUGCGAAUCACAGCCUACCCUACGAAGUGGUCCCUAUCCGCUCAAGUUGGCGAGGGCAACUGGCACGAGUUUGGAGAUGUGCCCUCUUUCCGAUUGUCGGUGCGCGAAAUGACUGGCCCGAUCUACGGAGUGUUUGCCCAUGCGGUAACAGCCCAGGCUGAUGCCAGCAGCGCUGUGAAGUUUGUUGAAUUCAAUGUACAGAAUUAA
Molecule: messenger RNA, 1575 nt
Organism: Fusarium keratoplasticum
Lineage: Eukaryota; Fungi; Ascomycota; Sordariomycetes; Hypocreales; Nectriaceae
Product: GH43-C2 domain-containing protein
Exons: 2
Coding region: 1-1575 (524 amino acids)
Biological process (GO): carbohydrate metabolic process
Molecular function (GO): hydrolase activity, hydrolyzing O-glycosyl compounds
Source: RefSeq, a predicted model, not a curated record